This is a messenger RNA of Cucumis melo (muskmelon), 888 nucleotides long. RefSeq lists its product as uncharacterized. NCBI's taxonomy places the organism in Eukaryota, Viridiplantae, Streptophyta, Magnoliopsida, Cucurbitales, Cucurbitaceae. The transcript has 4 exons. The record is from RefSeq and is a predicted model, not a curated record. The coding region runs from base 1 to 756 and encodes 251 amino acids.
AUGUCCUACAGCACAAUUCUAAAAAGAUUGAGUUUGAAGCUAGUGAUAGACAGAAAGGCGAAGAGAAUUCUCUAUGCUGAAGCUGACAAAACGUUCAUAGACUUUCUGUUCACUAUGCUUUCACUUCCUUUUGCAACUUUAAUGAAACUCAUCUCUAUCUCGCCAAUCAGCACGACCAUGUUUUGGUCACUUGGAAAUUUGUAUAGCAGUGUCAAAACCUUAGACAUCAAAUAUUUCAAACCAAAUGAAACCAAGGAAAAACUCCUUAACCCCAAAUCUCAACUUGAUACCGUUUUCCAAAUUGAAUCCUCUUCUUCUUUAGCUCCACCAACUAAUUAUUACACAUGUUGUGGUUCUUAUUUCACUUCUACUGUUCAUACACAAUGUCCCAAAUGCUUCAAAUCCAUGGUUGAACCAGCAACUUAUGUUUAUGGAUUAGGUGAAUUAAAGCCCUUUGAAGGAGGAUUGGGUUAUGUGGAAGGAGGGGUUAGGUAUAUGGUGAUGGAUGAUCUUACUGUCAAACCUAUUUUCUCUUCUAUGUCUACUAUUUUGGUUUUGAAGGAGUUGGAGGUUGAUGAUGUUCGUAUGAUUGAUGAGAAGCUUGUUUAUUUGGACAUCGAUGAGGGUUUGAAGUUGUUGAAGGCUUCUAUGCAAUCAUACACUGUGCUCACCGAUGUGCUUUUUCACAAGAUCAUCGACUUCUCAACAACGGAUAGUUGCGGAAAGAAGAGGAAACCGUCAGUAUUCAAGAAAUAACGCAGGCCAAGGGCUUCCCUCAAUCAAUAGAUCCUUUCGUUUUGUUGUUUGCACUUGAGCAUUAUUAGCAACCCAUCCCUUCUGUGUUGUAAUUUUUUUUGCCUGCUAUGUUUUUAUCCAGAAGAUAUUUCU